Messenger RNA from Felis catus (domestic cat), 5607 nucleotides. RefSeq names its product neurogenic locus notch homolog protein 4-like. Gene Ontology annotation, biological process: establishment or maintenance of epithelial cell apical/basal polarity; axon guidance; heterophilic cell-cell adhesion. Gene Ontology annotation, cellular component: protein-containing complex; plasma membrane. Gene Ontology annotation, molecular function: calcium ion binding. The record is from RefSeq and is a predicted model, not a curated record. The coding region runs from base 112 to 3399 and encodes 1095 amino acids. The transcript is spliced from 21 exons. NCBI's taxonomy places the organism in Eukaryota, Metazoa, Chordata, Mammalia, Carnivora, Felidae.
GGAGGAGGAAGGGGCCAUGGGAGCAGAGGAGGUGGCUCCUGCCUCGGUUGAGGGCUCUGAGGGUCCUUGCCUGAGGAGGCAGAGGAUCUGGGUGUGGGGCGGUGCUCUGGAAUGCAGCCCCCUUCACUGCUGCUGCUGCUGCUGUGUCACUCAGUCGUCAAGACCAGAGUGCUUCGGUGUGGGGACUUCCCAGAACCCUGUGCCAACGGAGGCACCUGCCUGAGCCUAUCUCAGGGACAAGGGAGCUGCCAGUGUGCCCCUGGCUUCCUGGGUGAGACAUGCCAGUUUCCUGACCCCUGCCAGGAUGCCCAGCUCUGCCAGAAUGGGGGCAGCUGCCAAGCUCUGCUUCCCGCCCUCCCAGGCUCCCCCAGCCUUCCCUCUCCCUUGGCCCCCAGCUUCUCCUGCACCUGCCCCUCUGGCUUCACUGGCCAGAGGUGCCAGGCCCAACUCAAGGACCCCUGUUCUUCCUUCUGUUCCAAAAUGGGCCGCUGCCAUAUCCAGGCCUCAGGCCGCCCACGAUGUUCCUGUCUGCCUGGAUGGACAGGUGAGCAGUGCCAGCUUCGGGACUUCUGCUCAGCCAAUCCCUGCGUCAAUGGAGGGGUGUGUCUGGCCACGUACCCCCAGAUCCAGUGCCGCUGCCCACCUGGCUUCGAGGGUCAUGCCUGCGAACAUGAUAUCAAUGAGUGUUUCCUGGACCCAGGGCCCUGCCCCAAAGGCACUUCCUGCCAUAACACCUUGGGAUCUUUCUGGUGUCACUGCCCCACUGGGCAGGAGGGUCCACGCUGUGAGCUCCAGCCAGGACCCUGCCCCCGCAAGGGCUGUCCCAAUGGGGGCACCUGUCAGCUGGUUCCAGGGAGAGACUCCACCCUCCACCUCUGCCUCUGCCCCCAAGGUUUCCGAGGCCCGAGCUGUGAGGUGAAUCCAGAUGACUGUGCUGGGCACCAGUGUCAGAACGGGGGCACUUGCCUGGAUGGGCUGAGCACCUACACGUGCCUCUGCCCAGAGGCCUGGACAGGCUGGGAUUGCUCCGAAGAUGUGGAUGAAUGUGAGGCUCAGGGUCCCCCUCGCUGCCAAAAUGGGGGUACCUGCCAGAACUCAGCUGGCAGCUUCCAUUGUGUGUGUGUGAGCGGCUGUGGAGGCACAGGCUGUGAAGAGAACCUAGACGACUGUGUUGCUGCCACCUGUGCCCCGGGAUCCACCUGCAUCGAUCGUGUGGGCUCCUUCUCCUGCCUUUGCCCACCUGGCCGCACAGGACUCCUGUGCCACAUGGAGGACAUGUGCCUGAGCCAGCCAUGCCACGGGGAAGCCCAGUGCAGCACCAAUCCCCUGACAGGCUCUCCACUCUGCCUGUGUCAGCCUGGCUACUCGGGGCCCACCUGCCACCAGGACCUGGACGAGUGUCAGAUGGCCCAGCAAGGCCCCAGUCCCUGUGAACACGGCGGCUCUUGCCUCAACACCCCUGGCUCCUUUGACUGCCUCUGUCCCCCUGGCUACACGGGCUCCCGCUGCGAGGCUGAUCACAAUGAGUGCCUGUCCCAGCCCUGCCAUCUAGGCAGCACCUGCCUGGACCUGCUUGCCACCUUCCACUGCCUCUGCCCACCAGGCUUAGAAGGGCAGCUCUGUGAGGUGGAGACAGACGAGUGUGCCUCUGCUCCUUGCCUGAACCACGCUGACUGCCAGGACCUCCUCAACGGCUUCCUGUGUGUCUGCCUGCCUGGAUUCACUGGCUCCCGGUGUGAGGAGGACAUCGAUGAGUGUGGAAGCUCUCCCUGUGCCAACGGUGGGCAGUGCCAGGACCAGCCUGGAUCAUUCCACUGCGAGUGUCUUCCAGGCUUUGAAGGCCCUCGCUGUCAGGCCGAGGUGGAUGAGUGUCUGAGUGGCCCAUGCCCCACUGGAGCAAGCUGCCUGGAUCUCCCAGGAGCCUUCUUUUGCCUCUGCCCCUCUGGCUUCACAGGUCAUCUCUGUGAGGUUCCCCUGUGUGCCCCCAACCUGUGCCAGCCCAAGCAAAAAUGCCAAGAUCAGGAAGACAAGGCUCACUGCCUCUGCCCCGACGGAAGCCCUGGCUGUGCCCCCGUUGAGGACAACUGCACCUGCCACCACGGACACUGCCAGAGAUCCUCAUGUGUGUGUGAUGUGGGAUGGACAGGACCAGAAUGUGAAGCAGAGCUAGGGGGCUGCAUCUCCACGCCCUGUGCGCAUGGGGGGACCUGCCACCCCCAGCCCUCGGGCUACAACUGUACCUGCCCCACAGGCUACACAGGCCCCACCUGCAGCGAGGAGCUAACGGCUUGUCACUCAGGGCCCUGUCUCAAUGGUGGCUCCUGUAGCCCCAGCCCUGGGGGCUAUUCCUGCACCUGCCCUCGGAGCCACACUGGGCCCCGCUGCCAGACAAGCACUGACCACUGUGCCUCUGCCCCGUGCCUCAAUGGGGGUACCUGUGUGAACAGGCCUGGCACCUCCUCCUGCCUCUGUGCUGCGGGCUUCCAAGGCCCACGCUGUGAGGGAAGGACCCGUCCUAGCUGUGCAGACAACCCCUGUAGGAACAGGGCAACCUGCCAAGAUGGUCCUCAGGGUCCCCACUGCCUCUGCCCCCCUGGCUACACAGGAGACAGCUGCCAGACUCUGGUGGACAUCUGUGCCCAGAAGCCCUGUCCACACAAUUCCCACUGCCUCCAGACUGGGCCCUCCUUCCAGUGCCUGUGCCUCCAGGGAUGGACCGGGCCUCUCUGCAACCUUCCACUGUCCUCCUGCCAGAAGGCUGCUUUGAGCCAAGGCACAGAAGUUUCUUCCCUGUGCCAGAAUGGAGGUCUCUGCAUCGACAGUGGCUCCUCCUAUUUCUGCCACUGCCCCCCUGGAUUCCAAGGCAGCGUAUGUCAGGACAGGGUGAACCCAUGUGAGUCCAGGCCCUGCCAACAUGGGGCCACGUGCAUGGCCCAGCCCACUGGGUAUCUCUGCCAGUGUGCCCCAGGCUACAAUGGACAGAACUGCUCAAAGGAAUCCAACACUUGUCAAUCCCAGCCCUGUCACAACCAUGGGACCUGCACCCACAAACCUGGAGGCUUCUACUGCACCUGCCCUCCAGGGUUUGUGGGGCUGCGCUGUGAAGGGGACGUAGAUGAGUGUCUGGAUCAGCCCUGCCACCCCCCAGGCACUGCAGCCUGCCACUCUCUGGCCAAUGCUUUCUACUGUCAAUGUCUGCCUGGAUACACGGGCCAGUGGUGUGAAGUGGAGACAGACCCUUGCCAGAGCCGGCCCUCCUCCAACGGAGGGUCUUGUGAGACAACAGCAGGACCACCCCUGGGUUUCACCUGCCACUGCCUCCAGAUAGAUCAGACAGCCCAGCAGUAUUCCGGCAAUGUCUCUUGUGACCACCAGAGGGCGGGGUUUGGCUGCUCUUGACAAGGACACUGCUCCAUUUCAACAGAAGAUCCAAAUUAAUCUCCUUCAGGACUUAGUUCACAGUCUUCGCCAGUUGCCUUAAGGACUACCUAUUCGCUUCUAUGCUCUAGUUUCCUUGGGAUCUAUUGAAAAUGCUAUGCAAGUAACAACUUAAAGUAAUACGCUGACUAGAAGAUGUCCCUUCUUACACAUGCAGACACAUAAAACUUUGAAUGUCUGAAUGAAGGUGGACGUUCACCUAACAUAAUAUAGAAAAUGAACCCACAGUGAUCAAAGACCUAAAUUUAAGAGAUAAAACUAAAACUCUGAGAAGAAAGCAUAAGAACAAGUCUUCCUGACCUUAUUUUGGCAUCUGUUUCUUAAGGAUGAUACCAAAAUCAACAAGAGGAAAAACGCGUAUGUGGAUAAAUGGUCACCAACAUGAUUGCCUUUCCACUUGGCUCUUCAUGUGCUCCAGGCACCAGGCAAGAAUCGUACAAAUCAUUUCUCAAGUGAUUCGUCUGACAACCCACUUAGCAACAUCAGUUCUUUCUCCAUUUCAGAGAUGGGGUCGUGAGGCUCAUAGGAACCCGUGGGGUCACUCAACUACAAAGAGGCUGAGCAGGUUCUAGAACUGCUGUCUCUCUGCCUUUGAACCCUGUGUCCGUCCACACUGCUCCACCCAGGAACCCAGAGGUCUGCAAAUCUUCCAUAUCAAAUCUCUAGGCCUGAAGACCUCACUGAACUGAGGGGGCAGUGUUGCCUGCCCUUAUGACUGGGGCUUGGCUUGUUGGCCAAGGAAUGGCAGCCAGCCUUUAUCUGAGAAAGAGGAGGUUUCUCCCUGGGCACCAGGAACAAAGGUUCAUGUAGCUUCAGGGCUGAGAUGCCUCUUCUGCAGCAUCUGAUUGCAGCCUUCUUGUCAGGUAGGCCCCACAGGGGUGACAAGCACCAAAUUCGAAUCCUACCUCCGCCUCUCUGUGGGGCAUAGAAGGGGAGAGUUCCCUCAGUCAAAGAGGGACAGCAUUUCUACCUUCCUCAUGGAAUUGUUAUGGUGACUUAGUGACAUGAUUCAUGUCCCAAAAAGACACUCAGUAAUCCUUAGCUGUACCUGUACAUGUUACUCCACUGUGAGCCCACUGCUGCCAUGGACUCAACCUCUGCAUUCUCUGUCCCCUCUGCCUGGCACGCCCUGCUCCCUCUGACUCAACUGUCCCUCCAGAAAGCCUUUUAUCACCUCCAGUGUGGGUGGAGUGUCCCUCAACUGGGCUCCCACAGCACUGUUGUUCACCCAUCACACCCAGGCCAGCCCUAGCACUGGACAUCACCCACAGCUUGUGUCUCUGGACAUAGUCCCAAGUGUUGAGAUCUGUGCUCUGGAGUUCCCUGAACUGUCAGCUCCUCCUUGGACCAUAUGUUGUAGUGCUCACUGAAGGAGCUCUUUCCCUCCAAAGCAGCCAAAGCGAGCUGCCCUCAGCCCCAUGGCACCUGCCUUCCCCACCCCUUCUGUGCAAUCAGUGGUGCACAGCAUCUUGGGCCUCAUUGGAUGCCAGGAUCCCAGUGCCUUUUGGUGCUUAGUAUUGAAAAUAUUUUCUGGAGGUGAAUUUGGGUUUUGAUGGAAACAUCAGUAGGAUGAAGCGUGGCCACUUCCAACAAACCACCACAGAGCCCCUGACCAAUAUGGCAGUAACCCAGCUCAUGGCAGCCUUUCCCCCUUAGUCCUCACGACUCUCCUCUCUUACCUGCUCCCCAUUCAAUGGUGUUUCUCUCUCUUUCUGCAGGGAGAGCCCCAAGUUUCCUCCUUCUGAGGAUCUAUCUCCUCUGUCUGGGGAGCCCCAUCUUGUGGCAGAGAAGACAUAGGUUGCUGCCCGUGGCCUCUCUUACUGCUUCAGAUCAAGUGGACUCUCCCUGAGUUGACUUUAUGGGAGGAGAGGAACCCCCGCUUCUCCUCACAUGGUAUCUUGAACAGGAAGCACAGCCCCUUCUCUCACAAAAAUUGAACUUGAGGGAUACCAAGGUUGGGGCUAGCAGGUGCAGGGGGUCACUGCCGGAGGAGCCUGAGGGGUGUUGAGGGGUAUACCCAGUGCCAAAACCCCUGGCUGAGGCUCUAUCUAUCCUGCAGCUUCCAUGAGCACUUAAUGUGAUUUGUAAAGGUCUCCCUUGCUCACAGAAGUUCAAGUGGUUCUUGCUGUUGCCAAUAAAACUACAUCUGGAUGAAUACAUUCAAAUACA